GAACUUCAUGCACCACUUACUGUUGUAGCUGAUGGACUUUUCUCCAAGUUUAGAAAAAACUUGAUCUCCAACAAAGUUACUGUUUCAUCCCAUUUUGUUGGUUGUAUUUUGAAGGAUACUCCACAGUUUAAAGUUAAUUAUGCUGAACUUGUUUUAGCUAAAACUAGUCCAGUGCUAAUCUAUCAGAUUUCUUCAACUGAGACUCGGGUCCUUGUUGAUAUUCGAGGGGAAAUGCCAAAAAAUUUAAAAGAAUACAUGAUUGAGAACGUUCAUCCACAACUACCUGAUCACUUAAGGGAACCAUUCUUAAUAGCAGUUCAGAAUGAUCGUCUAAGGACUAUGCCAGCCAGCUUCUUGCCUCCUUCAGCUGUUAACAAAAAAGGUGUUCUUCUUUUAGGAGAUGCAUAUAAUAUAAGACACCCUCUAACUGGUGGAGGAAUGAGUGUUAUUUUAAAUGAUGUUAAGAUAUGGAGAAGCUUGUUCCAGGAUAUUCCAGACCUUUAUGAAGAUUCUGACCUUCUUAAGGCAAAAAGAACAUUUUACUGGUCAAGAAAAAAAUCUCAUUCUUUUGUAGUGAAUGUUCUUGCCCAGGCACUCUAUGAACUCUUCGCUGCCACAGAUGAUUCCUUGCAUCAGCUGAAGAAAGCCUGUUUCCAUUACUUCCGACUGGGUGGAGAAUGCGUCUCAGGUCCUGUUGGAUUGCUGUCUGUGUUAUCUCCUAAGCCAAUGGUACUGAUUGGCCACUUCUUUGCUGUGGCACUAUACGCUGUUUAUUUUUGCUUUAAGUCAGAGUCCUGGAUCACCAUGCCUCGAGCAUUUUUCAGCAGUGGAGCUAUUCUUUACCGGAGUUGUUCUAUAAUAUUUCCACUUAUUUACUCUGAAAUGAAGUAUUUAGUUUAUUAAAAUCCAGGGGGAAAUGCCUGGAGAAAGAAAACAUGAAAGUCACGAUGCCUUCAAAAUCUUUGGACGUGUAUUAUUUAAUAUUGUGUUAUGUUUUCUUCUCCUCAAAAUGCAAUUUCCUUGAUAAGGAUUUGAGUUAAUUUUGGUUUUGUGGUUAUAUGCAUAUAUAUUAUAUGUAAAUAUUAUUUUCUUUGCAAUUAAAGUUCAAAAAGGAGUUAGCUGUUUACAAGGACCAUAAUUAAGUGUUGACAUGUGGUAGAUUAUUGCCAGUUUUGUCAGGAUUUCACUCCUUGCUUUAUCCAUUGCCGAGUGCACCACUAAUAUUAAUAAACUGAAAGGUGAAAACUGUAAACC
Molecule: messenger RNA, 1254 nt
Organism: Antrostomus carolinensis (chuck-will's-widow)
Lineage: Eukaryota; Metazoa; Chordata; Aves; Caprimulgiformes; Caprimulgidae
Gene: SQLE
Product: squalene epoxidase
Exons: 7
Biological process (GO): cholesterol metabolic process; sterol biosynthetic process
Cellular component (GO): endoplasmic reticulum; membrane
Molecular function (GO): flavin adenine dinucleotide binding; squalene monooxygenase activity
Source: RefSeq, a predicted model, not a curated record